GUCAUGAUUCCAAAGCAAGCAGUCUCCUCUCCUCUCUGUGAGGCUUGACACUGGGAAGGAGAGAUUAGAAGAGGAGUAUCUCCACUUAUUCUGCUUGUUUGAAAACAUUCCCCUGCUUUUUCUCUUUCUUUCUCUGUCUCUCUGGUAUGACCCUGUUCAAGAGUGAAUAUCACAGCCUAAGACAUAAAACCAUGACUGGGGAAAUGAGAGCCAGCCGCCCAAAGGCGGGAACCAAGAGAGCCAGCAGUGAGGCCUACAGGCAGCCAUCUUAUUCCUCUUUCCCCCGUCUUCUCAGAUCUGACUAUGACCUGGAGUACGACAGCUAUCCAGAUGACCUCUACAACAGGUGUGUUGCCCAGUUCUACCUACAAUCACAGAUUUGCAUCAUGAGAGUGUUUGACUACCAGCGUGUCCCGGCCUCCAUGAUGCCAGCAGAGCCCAGCCCUCUGAAACGCUCGCGAGGCCCGUCUUCCGGCCUGCACCGCUCCAGAGACAGAGCACAGGGCAAGAGGAGCACGCAGCACACCGGUUCCACCAACACCAGGGUCAAGUUGAAGAUGGCAGAGCUGCUGGCCAUAAAGACGGAGUUGACUCUGAUCAAGGUGCAGAUUGAUGGUCUGCUGGACAGUGUUGACAAGAUGGACAGACAGAGGAAGGACCAAUCAGAUUCACCUCUGACCCGGGAGGGUAGUGUGUCGGACUCGGUGAGCAGUCUGGACGACUCCCCCACCAGCCUCCCCCAAAGACAGAGAGAGAGCCCGGAGCCGGGAGAGGCCAGCGAGGAUGAUCACCACCACCAGAACCCCCACCGGAUGAAUUACUCUGAUCUGGAGGAUGACAUGUGAGCCGAUCAGUGACUCAGUCGACUCGGUGACGACAGCAGCACCGACAGAUGCCGGCAUACUCCAGAGAGCAGGAAGAGAUCAUCUCUGAUGACAGUCUACAUGGACAGCACCCUCAAACAUACAAAGUCACAAAGUUUGAUCUUCAGUGAAUCUUUUCAUUUGAUUUAUAGGAAAUACCUCUCUGGUUUUCUUUCAUAUCUUCAUCACUCCUUUGCAACGAGUUCCUACCGACUAAUGGACAAAAAAUGGCAGCUUAAAAAAAUAAUAAAAAAUGUUGUUGCUUAAGGAAAGGGACUGACUGAUGCACAUUAGAUUAUUCAUAAGGUUUAUGUAUAACCUCAUCUACUAUUUCCAUAGGUGUCUAAAAACUGUCCAUAUCCACGUAAAUAAAGACAGUCAGUGUGACGACAGCUGUGUUAUCACUUGGCUCAUAAACACCAGGCUGACUGGCUUUAUUUGAAGCCAGAUGCUUGGAACUAUUAGCACAGCAGUUUACAUGGUUUUAUGUUGACUUGACUGACUGAAAAACUCAGUUGUAAAUCUAGAGGAGAGUACUGCUGUUGUUUGUGACCAGUGUGAGAAGUGAUACGUAUAUGCUGACUAGUGGCUACUUAGAGAACAAACCGCCAUGUUUUGUUAUUGUCAAUGACUUGAGGAGGAAUUCUUCUGAUUGCGUUAUCCUGGGGACCAUUUGGGCUGUCAAAAUGAUUUUUUUUCAUGUCACAACUAAAAACUGUUAUUCAUUGUAGAUUAUUCAUUUACCAUCAUUCAGACAUAAUGUUUACUACAGUAUAUUUAAAACCACAUUGUUUGAAAACAACUGUUUAAAGGGUACAUUUUAAUGAUCAAGAAAACAAAUCCAGACUGUAUUUACUCUGAAAAAAAAUCUGUGUUAGAUUCCCUUUGUUUUUAUUUUUCAUAAUUAUCUGUUUCAUGAAGUCUGGAGGUUUUUGUUUAUAACGUACUCAAUGUAAAGUACAUUGUGACAGUAGUAAAGGUAUGAUUAUUUUCAUAUACCUGAGUGGGCCUAUUUACCUGAUGAUACAUUUCAGGAGUAGUCUAUAGGCCUAGAAAUUUGGUCGUUUUUUGGAUUGGUAUUGUUCUAUUCAGCCUUGUUAAUUUCAUACAUGGUAACAACCGUAACUUAAUUGUUAGGCUAUUCUGUGAGUUGGCUGGACUUUAGAUGGAGAGGAAAUUGAUGUAUGAACAUUCGUCCUCUCAACACACUUUCCAUGAACUCAUUUUAAAGAAAAAACGUGUUUAA
Messenger RNA from Esox lucius (northern pike), 2109 nucleotides. RefSeq names its product RNA-binding Raly-like protein. The coding region runs from base 147 to 845 and encodes 232 amino acids. Gene Ontology annotation, cellular component: nucleus. The transcript has 8 exons. Lineage: Eukaryota; Metazoa; Chordata; Actinopteri; Esociformes; Esocidae. The record is from RefSeq and is a predicted model, not a curated record. Gene Ontology annotation, molecular function: RNA binding.